Messenger RNA from Nymphaea colorata (pocket water lily), 1393 nucleotides. Its product is annotated as probable ribose-5-phosphate isomerase 3, chloroplastic. Gene Ontology annotation, biological process: pentose-phosphate shunt, non-oxidative branch. The coding region runs from base 256 to 1122 and encodes 288 amino acids. The record is from RefSeq and is a predicted model, not a curated record. NCBI's taxonomy places the organism in Eukaryota, Viridiplantae, Streptophyta, Magnoliopsida, Nymphaeales, Nymphaeaceae. The transcript has a single exon. Gene Ontology annotation, molecular function: ribose-5-phosphate isomerase activity.
AGCCAAAAAAGGAGACGGAAAGAUCCGCCUAAAUUUUUUUCCCCCAAGUCCCACCUCAUAGUCCACCACACAGCACCACCACCAUCCCUCCAUACCCAAUUCCCUACCACCCAACCUUCCUCCUUCAUCCUUUCCAACCUUUCUCCCCAUCACCAAAACCUCAUCAAUCCAAUCCUCCAACCUACCGACUAAUUGCCACCUGCUCUAAUUGCUGCCGCCACCACCUUCCCUCAAUUUCCGCCACCACCACCAACUAUGGCAUCCAUCUCCUUCAUCUCCACCACCCCUACCCCCAACACUUCAUCAUCCUCCCUCAGUUUCUCUCGCAUUCUCUUCCCCAUUUCUUUGUCGCGAUCAUCAGCAUCGGCAUCAUGUUCAUCCAGGAGACCCGCCUUCUCGAUUCGUGCUUCACUUUCCCAGGAUGAUCUGAAGCGCCUGGCCGCCGAUAAGGCCGUUAGCUACGUAGAGAGCGGCAUGGUCCUCGGCCUCGGCACGGGCUCGACGGCCGCAUUCGUGGUGGCGAAGCUUGGCGAGCUCCUCUCCCGCGGCGAGCUCACCAACAUCGUCGGCAUCCCUACCUCCAAGCGCACAGAAGAGCAGGCGGCCUCCCUCGGCAUCCCUCUCUCCGUCCUCGACGACCACCCACGCCUCGACCUCGCCAUUGAUGGUGCCGAUGAAGUGGACCCCGAGCUCAACCUCGUCAAGGGCCGAGGCGGCGCUCUUCUCCGCGAGAAGAUGGUCGAAGCCGCCUCCGACAGGUUUGUCGUCGUCGUCGACGAGACGAAGCUCGUUGACGGUCUCGGCGGCAGCCGCCUCGCCGUCCCCAUUGAGGUCGUGCCCUUCUGCUGGCGCUACAACCUGAACCGCCUCAAGGAGAUCUUCAAGGAGGAGGGAUGCGAGGCCAAGCUGAGAUUCUCCGAGUCAGGCGACGGAAAGCCCUAUGUGACGGACAAUUCGAACUACAUUGUGGAUCUCUACUUCGAGACACCCAUCCGCGAUGCUCGCGCCGCUGCCGCCGAGAUCGCCGGGCUUGAGGGCGUUGUGGAGCACGGCCUCUUCCUCGACAUGGCCUCUGCUGUUAUCAUCGCCGGUGCCAAGGGGGUCUCUGUCAAGACGAAGUGAGAAUUUGGCAGAGAAGUCAAUUUGGGUAAAUGCCCAUAAUCUGCCUUCCUUUCCUUCAGUUCUGUUGUUCUGGUUCAGUUGUUUUUUGAGGUUUUUGUUCAAUUAAGAAAGGUGGGAGUGAUUGGAAAGAACUGAAUCGAUUGGGAAUGGGGUGGUUCCUGCUUAUUUAGUCGUUGAGUGACUCUGUGUCCUAGUGGCAAUUUUGUAAUUUAAUAAUUUGGAUAUCGCUAUUUACCUGGCCUUCCUCUCUAUCAAUUCGGGUAGUUUUUCA